AUGGGAAACAUCAAUGGGUCGACAGUGGAGGAACUACAAUCUUGUGAGAGUCAUCAGUGGUACAGAAAGUUCAUGACUGAGUGCCCAUCUGGACUUCUCACUUUCUACGAGUUCAAGAAAUUCUUUGGCCUAAAGAAUCUAUCAGAAAUGUCAAACGCCUAUGUUACGACUAUGUUUAGAACGUUUGACAUGAAUGACGAUGGCUUCAUUGAUUUCAUGGAGUAUGUAGCUGCUCUGAGCCUGGUGCUGAAGGGAGGAGUACAGAAGAAGCUUCGCUGGUACUUUAAACUGUAUGAUAUCGAUGGCAGUGGCUGCAUAGAUCGUGAGGAGCUUCUUCAGAUAAUUAAGUCCAUCCGUGCCAUCAAUGGAGUUCCUCAUGAGAUGUCAGCAGAGGACUUUGCCAACAUGGUUUUUGACAGGAUUGACAUCAAUGGCGAUGGUGAACUGUCCUAUGAAGAGUUCAUGGAGGGGGUUCAGAAUGACGAAAUGCUGCUGAAGAUGCUAACAGAGAGUUUGGACCUGUCGCAUAUUGUUAAUAAAAUUCAAGGGGAGCUGAGGGUCAACAACUAAUUUUUCAACUUCAUGGACCCUUAAGUAUACAUUUAUGUAUAACUGUGCCACAGCUGAUUGAAUGAAGAUCUUGGUUCUGCUAACCCAUGAAUAACAGCUUAACCAAGACAAAAGGAUGUGGACUUUUUGGAUCUUUGGAUCAUUGUUUAGAUGCAGCAGUUGUA
This is a messenger RNA of Scomber scombrus (Atlantic mackerel), 734 nucleotides long. It is a transcript of the gene guca1ab.2, whose product is annotated as guanylate cyclase activator 1Ab.2. NCBI's taxonomy places the organism in Eukaryota, Metazoa, Chordata, Actinopteri, Scombriformes, Scombridae. The record is from RefSeq and is a predicted model, not a curated record. Gene Ontology annotation, cellular component: cone photoreceptor outer segment; photoreceptor inner segment. The coding region runs from base 1 to 570 and encodes 189 amino acids. The transcript has 4 exons. Gene Ontology annotation, molecular function: calcium ion binding; calcium sensitive guanylate cyclase activator activity. Gene Ontology annotation, biological process: positive regulation of guanylate cyclase activity; visual perception.